CGUGUGUCUACGACCGCCACGUUAAAUCCAAUUGUCAAAAAAAAAAAAUCAGUUCUCUGGUGCUGCGUACCACCAAUUCAGUUCUCUUGACUAUAGAUCCAGACUUAGACUCUACUCGCUUGGAAAUUCCUCUCACAGAACAGUGUAGUAGCAGUAUGGUGCUGCUAUGGGGGGGGGGGCGGGGGCUGCAUAUCCGCCCUUAACGUUCCCAAACCAAUUAAAAGAGAAGCGCCACGGAACCAGCAGAGCUCUCCAGAAAUGACUUGCCACAAGAAAAAUCGAUACGAGAAAAACUCCGAUGCUGUUUUUCCCCCACCACUCUGGCUUAUUUUGAUAAUCUAGAAUAGCUGUAUCUGAGAGUCUUGCCUGCACUACAUCUAUAUUCAGAUCAUCGUUUAAGAAGUCAGAUCCGAUAGUGAGUGUAUUUUAAUCGAGUUAUUUCAAAGUCUUUUUUUUUUUCGUCAAAAAAUAAAACAAAACAAAAGUAGUCAAAUAUGGCUGCUUUUGUGAUACACGUGAUUUUUAAGACUAGCAGAAACAAAAGUUGAACUGUUUAAAGAAAAAAAGAAACGAAACAUUGAAAAUAUGGCACAAAAAUAGCUGAACAUUGUUCAUGGAUCAUAUUCUAAUUAACGAGAGAUAUUGUGUGUCUAUUCUCGUCUAGAAACAAACUCAACGAUCUGAUAUUCCAUAUUUAGUUUCGUUUAAUUAUUGCGCAAUUUGGAAUUCUAUAAGGAAAAAGAAAAACAGGAAGUGAUUCUAUAUAUUCCAACUUUCAUUGUGUGUAAGUCAUCUUUAUAGCCACGGAAAAUCCCGUUACACGUUUGAUGUCCUUUGUGUUUAGAUUUAAGCAAUAGUUCAUAAUGAGAUUUGUUUCAUCUAUUGACAAUGAAAAAUGCAUUUCAUAAUUAGUCCGUUAGUCAGUAACCAUUCUCCAAACUAUAGUUAAUAAAAACACAGAUAUGUAGCCUCCAUAGACAGUUGGAUAAACAGAAUGUGUAUACUGGUAAAAACACGUAUAGACAAAGAUAGGUAGAUAGCUCGAUAAGUAGAUAGAUAGGUAGCAAACUGAUAUUUAGAUAGAAAGAAAGAGAUAUAAUUUAAUAUUAACAAAAACAACUAUACACCGCCUAACACCGCGAGCUUUUUGGCGUACCGGUGUACAGAAUAGAGGAAGUGCUGCUAAGCUAGUUGUUUUUUAAAAGGUAUAUGAUCAAUUUUGUGCACAUUUAAGCACUGCAGAAUCUUUUUUUUUUUAAAGUUAUUCCGUUUAUAGCACACGUUAUUUAAAUUCCAUUGUGAUUCUGAUUUUUUUACAGUUAGACAUAAAACUUAAUGUAAACCUCAACUAAUUAGUGGUAAUAAAUGAGAUUUAAUACAAAGAUCAACAGUCACGCAUUAAGAUAUUGUCAAAAUGAAAGCUCAAUUCAUUUUGAUUUAGUUGGCAGUAGCGGAUUUAAAUUUAGCGUCUCUGACAAUGUUUAGUUUAACAUGAAAAAAAAAAAAGGUUUCUCUACAGUAGCUAGACUCGGUAUAGGACAUAUUCAAUAAAUGGAGAUUAAUUAAUUUAUAUAUGUUCCUAUUUAUCACAUUACAAUAAAUCUAUUUGUUUCAAAAUCCUCUAAAUGAUGUAUUCAAACUCUAAUUUUCAUAAUCUUUUGUACAGUUUAAAAAAAAAAGAUAUUUUUUCGAUUCAAAUCUAUUUCUAAAAUUAUAUUUGCCAAAAUUUGCAUACAUUUUCAUAAAAAAAUUAUAUAUAAUGAAGGCAUCAACUAAUAGGAAACAAUUAUAAUAAAGAAAAAAAAAACUAUUACUAUCUCAGGUUUUGCUGAAUUAUUCAUAAAAUAUCAGUCUGUGUGACAACUAACAAUGUCCGGAAGUAACUCCACGAGUAACACCUUAAGCCCUUUUGACCUUAACGGUUUGGGCAUGGGGUUCGGUCUUUACCGGCCCAGGCGUCCCAGCUACACGUUCGCAACCAAGUACAACCGCCAAAGGAGUGAGAGCUAUCGCUACGCCACCCGUAGAGAGAACCCAGAGUCCACAUCGGAAGCCAGCAACGGCGAAGACUUUAUAGAGGGUGUGCUACGCAACAAAACGAGGCGGAACAACUUGGUGGCCACGGCGACGCCGCUGCGACUCGACGAGCAAGGGUCACCCCCGAAAGUCGGGGUCGUGCUGUCGGAUGAUGACCAGGUGGCCCCUGCCAAGGUGGACCACGAAGAGGACCUUUACGUGGCAGAAGACCUCCACCGCUCUCUUCAUUCCACUUCCAAGCGAGACGUCUCGCUCAACUCUCUAAACAACCACGGCCACCUGACCUUGCAGUACUCCAGCAGUGACGAUGACACCUGCACCCAAAUUAAUAUAAACGACAAUCACAAAUGCUCCGCCCACCGCGAGCUGUCCGCCAAUCAUUCCGCCACUUCUGCAGCGCGUAAAAUGAAGCGCAGCAAAAGUCGCGAAGACUCCCUGGAGCAGACGAAGCCCCUGGCCCAGACCAAGACAUCGCAAGGGAAGUCUGCCGGAAGUGAACAGUCCCAGAACGCAAUUCCCGCCGUUUCCUUCAACAAAAAUCUAAUCAUUUUGUGCAUUAGUUUCAUUUUAAUUUUCUCCUCGUUUCGCGCCAUUCAGAACCUUCAAUCUUCAAUCAAUACUGAAAAUAAUCUCGGGAUUUUGACUAUGAUGGUUGUUCAUUUGUCUAUGAGUCUCGCAUGUUUCCUCGCCCCCAUUAUCGUCAACAUUUUCACUGCCAAAUGGGGGCUUUGCAUUGGAAUCCUUUGUUUCUUAAUCUGGUUUGGCGCCAAUUUCCAUCCUACUUUUUACACCCUCGUUCCCACCUCUUUGCUGGUCGGGUUCGGGCAGGGUAUUCUCUGGAACGCUGAGAGCUCUUACAUUUUGAAGCUAGCCUUCGACUCGUCUAAGGUCACCAGAGGUCACCUGGAUCGCGAGAUGUUUCGUUUUCACGGGAUCUUUCUCGCGUGCUUCCAGACGACACACAUUUGGGGUAAUCUGAUUUCCUCACUAGUUCUCUCGCAGAAGUCUAAUGAAAUUCUGGAGGCGGUGGCGGCCCCGCCCGUGGAGUUCAGUGCCAGUUUGGACUACGAGGGCGUCCUGUCCAACGAAAGUAUAGACCAGAGUACCGUGGUUGUGGUGCAGUCGGCGUGUGGCGCCCUAAAUCGAUGCAGAGCGCCAGUGAAUAUUUUCCUUAACACGCCACCUGAUCAGAAAGUACUCAGUUCCGUUCUAUGGAAGCUGAUGACGUCAUACCUGGUUUUAGGCGUAGUCUCGUUUGGAUGUAUCUUCCUUCUUUUAGACAGGAUCGGAGCGAGAUCUGACCCAGACAAGUCCCCGAAACAGAUAAUCGAACAACAUGUAAGCCAACUUGUUCGGCACCCAACUCUACGUCUGCUGAUUCCACUGUUAAUGUUUAAUGGUAUGCAACAGGGAUUUAUUUAUUCCGACUACAAUCAGUACUUCGUGACGUGUAGCCUAGGUGUCAACUAUGUUGGAUACUGUAUGAUUACUUUAGGCGGCUCUACGGUGCUUGGCGCAAUAUUUGUGGCUAUCUUCUCUCACAAAAUCCCGCGAGAAGUCGUGCUGGGGUUUGGAGGAAUCGUGCACAUUGCCUUGAUGAUAGGAUAUUUGAUAUGGAUUCCAGAACCAAAACCAGCGUUAUUCUUCAUUUUAGCCGCAGCCUGGGGAGUCUGCGAUUCUGUGUGGCAAACACAAUGCAAUACUUUGAUAUGUUUGACAUGUACCGAUGCUCCGGAUGUGGCUUUCACCAACCACAGACUUGUACAGAGCCUGGGCCUGGCCUUUAUGUUUGGUUCGGGUACCUACAUCUGCGUCUCCACCAAACUGUACAUCCUCAUGACGUUGCUGGUCAUCGCCAUCAUGUUUUACGUUCUGGCGGAGUAUAGACUCCGGAACCACGAGGACGAAGUGUUUGAAGAGUCUUGAGAGCCGACAACUCAACUCCCUGAAGUAAAGUUGCUUUAAAACCAAGAAAAGAUUUGACCAGAUCGAGCAUACCUGCACCUGCUUACGAUGAAUUGUUGCAGACAUGGGCUCAUACUAAAUUUAGGUCUCUAUUAUGGCUUGUGGAACAUCAGAAAUCUGGCCAUCGUCAUGACAUAGAUAUUCCACUACUAAAUGCCAAAAUGGAUAAUUAGAAUGAGUUGCAAAAACUGAUAUGGUGAUUAUGCCAGGACGUGAUUUAAAGAAAAGACCAAAAUGUGAUAGAGGAAAGCCAAAAAUCAUUUUUAUGAAAGAGAUGUCAAAGAAAAAGAAGAUUUACUAAAAAAGCAAAGAAGAAAUAUAUUAUUUGUUACUUUUUUUUUUUUAGAAAUUCUAUUUAUUUUAUUUUUCAUUUUAUCUCUCGGUGAAAUAUCGUGUCCACUUGUUUUGUAUAAAUAUUCAUUACCUAAACUUGUGAAGUCAUGCCAUGAGAAUAGUGCAUCUCAAAGCCAUGUUAAUCUCCCCUUCCUAAAUAAAAUAUUUUCUUGUAAAUG
Biomphalaria glabrata is the source of this 4514-nucleotide messenger RNA. RefSeq names its product protein unc-93 homolog A-like. The coding region runs from base 1870 to 3963 and encodes 697 amino acids. NCBI's taxonomy places the organism in Eukaryota, Metazoa, Mollusca, Gastropoda, Planorbidae. The record is from RefSeq and is a predicted model, not a curated record. The transcript has 7 exons.